Molecule: messenger RNA, 777 nt
Organism: Penicillium malachiteum
Lineage: Eukaryota; Fungi; Ascomycota; Eurotiomycetes; Eurotiales; Aspergillaceae
Exons: 1
Coding region: 1-777 (258 amino acids)
Source: RefSeq, a predicted model, not a curated record
AUGUCGGCUCCAACUGGAAUUCCAACAUACACAUCUGCGCCUCUGAACUCCAAUCAGAAAGAUGAGAGCACCACUGCUGCCAAACCAGAGCCUCAGCCCGCCACCGCAAUCGAGACCUCGACUACCACAUCUCCCCAAUCUCCUAACGCCGCAGCUACUGCUACUGCUACAGCACCCUCAUACUCUCCAAUCUACGCCACAACCUCCAAUCCUCCUUCAGCUGGGCCCGCCGCAGCGGCAAGUCUGCCAGCGCCAACGGCAGCUCCCUUCUCCCAAGCAUCAGGGAACCUCACUGCAACCCCAACUACCAUUCCUUCUUCGACUUCUCAAUCACCACCCGCACCACAGCCAGGAUAUAUUCCAACUCCACCGGUAGCCGGCUACACCCCAACAGCUCCUUCGCCGAUACCUCCGCCUCCCAAGGUCGGUGAAGCCGUUUCUCCAUCUACACAAUCUACAGCGCCACCUACCCAAACUCCCUACGCCCAAUCAUACGCCUACCAGCGUCCUUCAGUCUCACACACUGCUGUUCCAAACUCCACGUCCUCACCCUAUACAUCGGUCUAUCGUACUUCCUCCGAUGCAGGUUCCUCGCAGCCACAGGGCUUGCCUUUGCACUAUAGUGGUGGAGGUGGAGGUGCAGACAAUAUCUUCCCCGAGGACGAGGAACCAGGUUUCUUGAGCUCGGCGAAGGGCUGGAUGCAGAGUGCUGGUACAAAGCUGGCGGAAGUUGAGGCAGAGGUGUGGAAGCGCAUCAAUGAUGUCCAUGGGAAAUGA